CCUUCACUCCGCUCAUCCUUGUAGAAUUCCACGUAACAAAGCUUCCAAACGUAACAAGUCAAUUCUCAUCAUCAACCUACCUACCUUUUGAGUUGGCAUGCGACAACUACAACCGACCGUUGAUGAGAACAGAACACAUUGUGAUGUCUUCGGACACACUACAAGACAAAACUCUGAGGUCUACUUUGUGGUUGAGGCGGGGACAAGGAAGAGCGCAUGUCAGCCAAAAGACUGGGUUGGGACGAUGUUUUCAAAAGGCACCAAUGGGGUGUUGGGCCAGGAACCUUCGUAUAUCGUAACAAAGAUUUCAUGACCGGUGAUGAGAAUGUGGUGUCUGAGAGCACUAAAAACUCUGAGGUCUCAUGUUGGAGCGGCCGUGCGGCGGAGGAGAGGAGUGGGUGCCUUGGUUGAAGUGGUGUGGUUCUUGUCGGAGAGGAGCGGGCAAGGCACGGAUGAACAUCAUCACGCCACCAGGUAUGAACCAGAGCGGAGACGUAACAGAGCGACUUUUGAUAUCGAGGAAGGAAUCGUCCAAGAAUGAUCAACUGGGAUAUGUUCAAGAGAUCAAAGAUUCCUGCACAUUUUGGAUCGAAUAUUGCGUGAUGAUGUGAAGGUGAUGAAUAUGAAUGGGUUGGUUGGUAUGGAACAAUCAAAAACAGUCCGUCUCUCAACGUGAACAACAAAACGCAACCACCAUAACUGCAUGCCAUCGGAAAUGGGCAGUGCUCUACGUGACGAUUGGUCUCGAUCCAUCUUUUUCGGAAAGGACCUGCCAGUCCUACCGACUUUGUCCAAAUUCAUUGACUUCGUUCUCCGUUUCCUCGUUUCUCGACACCAAUGGCAAACAUUAGCGCAUGCUAAAAUAAAGCUGAACGCUGCGACGUCAUUCAUCUUGGUUGUUGGGGAUGUUGUAGGUGUUAGGCGCUGUAGCUACGAGCCAACACGUACAUGCCCACGCGACGUUUUGAGUCUUAAUACGCACUACGACAAUCCGAUCAUCAGCCUUCGUGUAUGCACAUACUCAAAGAGAAAAACAGUCUUUGCGCAAGGCAGAGUUUGAUAAUUUUUUGAGUCAUCGCAUUUCCAUGCGGUGCAAACACUUUGUAAUAAAAUCACACGAGAUUGACCGGCCGGCAGGAGCUGAGCGCAGCAACGAUUCAAGCAGCAAUCUCAAUUCCCACCCUUCAUUUACCACUUGACUCGAUUUCAUAGCUGCCAAAUGCUGUGCAAUCACCUGCUUUCUCGCUCAAUAACACGGUUGCUACGCCGCUUCACAGUACUGCUGCAUUCUCCGUUGAUUACUCUCAAUGGAAAGUGGAACCGUCUGUGCUUACUCUUCCGCCGU
Molecule: messenger RNA, 1345 nt
Organism: Periconia digitata
Lineage: Eukaryota; Fungi; Ascomycota; Dothideomycetes; Pleosporales; Periconiaceae
Source: the annotation of a GenBank genome assembly